AUGCGCUCUAGCACCGACGCCAACCCGGACCCAGAGGCCCAGAGGCCGCCCGCGUCCCCCGGGCGCGGCUGCCACCCGCUGCCGUGGGCGCUGAGCGCCGCGCUGCUGCUGUUCGCCGGCGCCUGCGCCGCCUGCGUGAUCCGCGCCUGGGUUGUGCCCGGGGCUCCCGCCUUGGCCGGCCCCAGCCCGGGCCCCGCGCCCAGCUCGAGACUCCCCGAGGUUCCCGAGCUGCCGCCCGACGCCAGCGCUCGCCUCCCCGACUCGCCGCAGGGCGUGUUCGCGCAGCUGGUGGCCCAAGAUGUGCAGCUGACGGAAGGGCCCCUGCCCUGGUUCAGCCACCCAGGCGUGGCAGGCGUGUCCCUGGCACCUGGCCUGAGCUACGAUGAGAAGGCGCGAGAGCUGGUGGUGGCCGAGGCCGGCGUCUAUUACGUCUUCUUGCGCGUCGAACUGCGGCGUGUGGUGGCCGCUGCCGGCUCUGGCUCCGUCUCCAUUGACCUGCGCCUGCAGCCACUGAGCACUGGGGCUGCCGCCCUGGCCAUGACUUUGGACCUGCCACCUGCCUUUUCACCUCCCUCCUCCGAGGAGGCCCCGGACUCGCGGGUGGUUGGUUUCAGAGGCAGUCUGUUGCACCUGGGCGCCGGCCAGCGCCUGGGCGUCCACCUGCGCCCGGGGCCCGGGGCACACCCUGCCUGGCAGCUUGCACAGACCAACACGGUCUUGGGCCUCUUCCGCGUGGCCACCAAAGUCCCCGCUGGACUCCCCUUUCCGCUGCCCACGUGACGCCGAGCCUGGAUGCCACCCCCUGGACGGAGACUGAAUCCUGCCUGCCUGCCUUGGUUGCGGCCCCUGGAGAUGGGGCCCAGCUAGUCUACCUCACCGGGCUGGGCAGGGGUCCCUGCUGCUCACCGCCUCCUCGAGGACUCUCCAGAUCACUUUAUCACCCCCGCUACUGGGCAAACUCUUGGUAUUUAUUCUGAGCCUCAGCUCAGACUGUACUUUAUAUUAACUCCUUCAAUUAUAUUUAUUGAGCUUCUGCCACAUGCCAGGCA
Molecule: messenger RNA, 1049 nt
Organism: Ceratotherium simum simum (southern white rhinoceros)
Lineage: Eukaryota; Metazoa; Chordata; Mammalia; Perissodactyla; Rhinocerotidae
Gene: TNFSF9
Product: TNF superfamily member 9
Biological process (GO): positive regulation of activated T cell proliferation; immune response; positive regulation of cytotoxic T cell differentiation
Cellular component (GO): plasma membrane
Molecular function (GO): tumor necrosis factor receptor binding
Source: RefSeq, a predicted model, not a curated record